Messenger RNA from Dioscorea cayenensis subsp. rotundata (Guinea yam), 1717 nucleotides. Its product is annotated as putative receptor-like protein kinase At4g00960. Gene Ontology annotation, molecular function: protein kinase activity; ATP binding. Gene Ontology annotation, biological process: protein phosphorylation. The record is from RefSeq and is a predicted model, not a curated record. Lineage: Eukaryota; Viridiplantae; Streptophyta; Magnoliopsida; Dioscoreales; Dioscoreaceae.
GGUAAGAACAAAAGACACGCAAAAAUAAAACCCAAAAAAGAAAGAAAGAAAAUCAAAACAGAGAAAAGUAAGAAAAGGAAUAGAGACUAGAGAGGUGCGGUUUUGGUUUCCAUUCCGCCAUUGAUGGGUUAGAUGAGCUCUCGGUCAAUCCAAUCUCUCGAGCUCUCCCAAUUCCUUGUCUUUAUCUUCUUCUACUUCUCUCUCCCCAUCUCUAUCCUCGCUGAUGUCGAAAUCCCACAAGUUCAUACACUACCUGUUGAAGCCCUUUGGUUACUGCCAAUCUAGAGAGACGAAGCGAGAGGAGGAGGAUUUGGAAGCGAUUGCGGCGAAAGAGAAGAAGGUUUUCCCGUACGAAACCCUAGUGGCGGCGACGAAGAAUUUUAAUUUGAAGCACAAGUUGGGGGAAGGAGGAUUCGGGCCUGUUUAUAAGGGGAGGUUGGAUGAUGGGAGGGAAGUGGCGGUGAAGAGGCUGGGGAGAGGAUCACGGCAGGGUGCGAAGGAGUUCAGCAAUGAAGCCCAGCUUCUCUCGCGCGUUCAGCACAAGAACGUCGUCAAUCUCUACGGUUACUGCGCCCAUGGCGAUGACAAGCUCCUCGUCUAUGAGUAUGUCGCCAAUGAGAGCCUCGACAAGCUCCUUUUCUCCCAAGAGGGCAACAAGAGGAGGGAACUGGAUUGGAAGCGAAGGUAUGAUGUUAUAGUAGGUGUGGCAAGAGGGCUGCAGUACUUACAUGAGGACGCACAUACACCCAUUAUCCAUCGGGACAUCAAGGCCAGCAAUGUCCUCCUUGAUGACCGGUGGACGCCGAAGAUAGCUGACUUUGGUAUGGCUCGACUAUUCAGUGAGGAUCAAACCCAUGUCAAUACCCGUGUUGCUGGGACUAAUGGCUACAUGGCGCCAGAGUAUGUCAUGUUUGGCUCUCUCUCCAUGAAGGCUGAUGUCUUCAGCUUUGGUGUCCUUGUACUCGAGCUCAUUAGUGGCCAGAAGAACUCUAACUUCACACCACAAUCUGAUGCUCAGAGCCUUCUUGAAUGGGCAUGGAAGCUUCAUAAAAGGGACAAAAGUCUGGAGUUGUUGGAUUCAACUUUGAGAAACAGUGCCAUUGCAGACCAAGUCACAAUGUGCGUUCAUAUAGGACUUCUUUGCACUCAAGCUGACCCUAAACUAAGGCCAGACAUGAAGAGAGUGGUUGUCAUCCUAUCCAAAAAGUCGAGCACACUAGAAGAACCCAUCAAGCCAGGUGUUCCUGGAUCCAGGUUUAGAAGAAGGGCACUGGGAACUGGCUAUACCACUGGUGAAUCCUCCUCUUCUGGCACCUCAGCCUCUGCCAGUACCUCCCAUUACAACAAUACAGCUACCAUGUCGUCGUCACCUUCUACCUCUACGUUUGCUUCCAGCUCCAUUGCCAACACUUCAACCAACACAAGAAACUCAAGACCAUCAACCAGUGCAAGCUCUGGUGCCAACACUAAAACCAACACAAGAAACUCACAACCAUCAUCCAGUGUAAGCUCUAAUGUAAAUCUAGAAUAAUUUUGUUGUCUUUCUAUCAUUUUGAUUGCCAAUUCUUUCAUUGUAUUAUAUGUGUUACAUGAGUAGAUAAUUAGAAGUAGGCAGACCAUGCCCUUGAUCCCAUGUACAAAAUUUAGGGAGAUUGAAUUGCCAAAUAGUUGAGUAUCUUGAGAGCCAAUGUUCACUUAUUGUAUUCUUGAGUUUCAA